Messenger RNA from Parasteatoda tepidariorum (common house spider), 2377 nucleotides. Its product is annotated as tachykinin-like peptides receptor 86C. Gene Ontology annotation, biological process: G protein-coupled receptor signaling pathway. Gene Ontology annotation, molecular function: tachykinin receptor activity. The record is from RefSeq and is a predicted model, not a curated record. NCBI's taxonomy places the organism in Eukaryota, Metazoa, Arthropoda, Arachnida, Araneae, Theridiidae. Gene Ontology annotation, cellular component: plasma membrane.
UAAAAUAGAACGUUUUGCAAAAUAAAUUGUGAAAAAUGUUUUAGACUUCCUUAAUUGAUUUUUUGAAUUAACAAAUAUGCAAGAUAAUGUUCUUAUUUCUACAUUUACCACUUGAAAUAUAUUAAAUGAUAAUACAAAAUAAAAAAAAAAUAUAUAUAAAAUACUUGUAAGCGCUGGAUCAACUACGUAGUCCUAUGUAGUAUAAAAUUAUUUACCACACAGUAUUAAGUUGUAAUCAACAUACUAUAUUUAUUUAAUGCUAUAAUAAUAUAAUUUUUACUAAUUUAUUAAAUUACUAUAUAAAUUUCAUCAUUAUCGAUAAAAUAUGGGUAAUGCUCAACCCAAAGAAAUUGAUUUGUUGGAAUUAUAUCUUAGAGACCCAGUGGUACGAUAUAACGUAUCAUGUUGUGUGAAUGAGACAGAAAGGCUAGAAGGCGAACAGGACAAUUGGGCCAAAUGUCUUGGCCUUUUUCUACCAACUGCUCUUUUAAGUCGACCUUAUUUACUGCCCUGGGAACAGCAAGCUAUAUGGGCAAUACUGUUUGGCGUUAUGAUAUCUACUGCUGUAGCCGGUAAUGCAAUUGUGAUUUGGAUUAUACUAGCUCACAGAAGGAUGAGAACAAUAACUAAUCUGUUUUUGUUGAACUUGGCUAUAGCAGACUUUUUGUUGGCGAGUGGUAAUGCCAUAUUUAACUUUGUGUUUAUGCUGGAGAGUCAUUGGCCAUUUGGAGAAGGAUUUUGUAUCAUCAGUAAUUUUGUCGCCAAUUUGACUGUUUCGACCUCUGUGUUCACAAUAUUGGCUAUGAGCAUUGACAGGUUUAUAGCGAUUGUUCGUCCUCUCCGACCACGGAUGUCAAGAUUGGCAGCAUAUGCUAUUCUGACAACUGUAUGGAUUGCUGGUGCUAUUUUGUCCUGCCCUUCUAUUUUGUAUUCUACAACGAUGACCUUCAGAUAUGCCGACCGAGGUCACAGGACAAUAUGCUACUUAGUAUGGCCGGAUGGUCCUGCUGGGCAUUCAUAUUCCGAUCACAUAUACAAUAUCGUUUUUCUUGUACUAACAUAUGCCCUUCCGAUGGUUUGCAUGGCAAUUACGUAUUCUUGGGUAGGAUUAGUAUUAUGGGGAAGUCAAGUUAUUGGAGAAAACUCGGAUUUCCAAAAUGAUGUCAUACGAUCAAAACAAAGGGUUGUUCACAUGCUGGUGGCUAUUGUUAUACUUUUCGGAAUAUGCUGGCUUCCUUAUCACGCAUAUUUUUUAUAUGUAUACCAUCACCAAGAUGCACUUAGUUCUCAGUAUAUACAGCAUGUUUAUCUGGCAAUAUAUUGGCUUGCCAUGUCAAAUUCCUGCUACAAUCCUAUUGUUUAUUACUGGAUGAACUCAAAAUUUAGAGAUUACUUCAGGACAGUCAUGUGUUUACCACGAAGAGGUAAACACAGAUAGUGGUUACCUCUAUCUGUGUUAUCACAGCCUCUAUCUGUGCCCUCUAUCUGUGUCCAAUUAUAAACACAGAGAUAAAGCAAAAAAUUAAGGAAAUUUAGCUAGAUAAAAAUACUUGGUCAAAGGUAUAAGUAGAAAAAGUUCAUAAUAGAAAAAAGUCCCUAUCGGUGUAGGAUGACUUUUCCGGUCAUGGGUUGCAUUACUCGUUUUUCUUUAGAAGUGGCUAAUGUAUAGUAAUUCUGUAAUUUAUUAAGUCAAAAUUGGACUAACUAUUGGUUAUGUUUUAUCUCUAGAUUUAGAGAUUACUUCAGGACAGUCACGUGUUUACCACGAAGAGGUAAACACAGAUAGUGUUUACCUCUAUCUGUGUUAACACAGUCUCUAUAUGUGUCCAAUUAUAAACACAGAGAUAAUGCAGAAAAUUAAGGAAAUUUAGCUAGAUAAAAAUACUUGGUCAAAGGUAUAAGUAGAAAAAGUUCAUAAUAGAAAAAAUUCCCUAUCGAAGUAUGAUGACUCUUCCGGCCAUGGGUUGCAUUACUCGUUUUUCUUUAGAAGUGGCUAAUGUAUAGUAAUUCUGUCAUUUAUUAAGUCAAAAUUGGACUAACUAUUGGUUAUGUUUUAACUCUAGAUUUAAAGAUUACUUCAGGACAGUCAUGUGUUACCACGAAGAGGUAAACACAGAUAGUGUUUACCUCUAUCUGUGUUAACACAGCCUCUGUGUCCAAUUAUAAACACAGAGAUAAUGCAGAAAAUUAAGGAAAUUUAGCUAGAUAAAAAUACUUGGUCAAAGGUAUAAGUAGAAAAAGUUCAUAAUAGAAAAAAUUCCCUAUCGAAGUAUGAUGACUCUUCCGGCCAUGGGUUGCAUUACUCAUUUUUCUUUAGAAGUGGCUAAUGUAUAGUAAUUCUGUAAUUUAUUAAGUCAAAAUUGGACUAACUAUUGGU